Messenger RNA from Acanthaster planci (crown-of-thorns starfish), 1307 nucleotides. RefSeq names its product sulfotransferase 1A1-like. The record is from RefSeq and is a predicted model, not a curated record. Gene Ontology annotation, molecular function: sulfotransferase activity. Lineage: Eukaryota; Metazoa; Echinodermata; Asteroidea; Valvatida; Acanthasteridae.
UACGAGCGCGAGAACAAGAAACCCGUGUCCUUGAAGAACAGGCCGCCCGAACUCGACCCACGUGGCUAGAGACGAGUCCGUUGAGACGGAAGUAUACCGUCCCGGUCUGGAAAUUCCGUUGACUGGGCUGUUGGGCACCAGCAGGUCUGACGUGAUUGGCCCGAUGCCUCGUGACGUAACUAAAACAACACAUGACUCCGAGAAUAAGACAGCCUGUGAUUCGAAAUAACGACCCUUAAAUGCCUGACAACAAAAUGGUAGCUGGUUUAUUCAUCAGUGCCACUUCAAUCAUAAGCACAACAAUCUGCUGUAUACUCCAAAUUAGACAGGAAUUGAGUUGCAGUCGAUAAUGGUCGACUUGUGGCAGAAUUUUCCCAGAUGGCUGACAAGGUACUUCCUGCGGUAGCCAAGAACUACGUCAUCCUGAGGGGACUCCCCUGGCCUCCCAUGGUGACAGAGGAAGCCCUGGACGCCAUCAAGAAAUUACCAAUCCGAGAUGAUGAUAUUUUGGUGGCCACCUUUCCCAAAGCAGGGACGAACUGGCUGUCCGAAAUCUGCCGUCUUGUUGUUACUGAUGGCGACAUGGAUCUGGCGUGUAAAAUCCAUCUGUGUCAUCCACUGGAGUUUGUGCACUACCAGGGCGCCCAGGCCGAACCCAGCGCGGACGACCGGCCGCUGUACCGGCGCGUCAGUGACUGGCCAUCGCCUCGAGUUCUACAUACGCACGUGCCAAUUCAGCACCUACCGGAGGAGGUUUUGACGCAAGGAAAAGGCAGGGUCAUCACAAGUGUCCGAAAUCCUAAGGAUAGUGCUGUAUCGGAGUUCCAUUUCCUCAAUAAAGUUCGCCCUGGUGCUCCUCUUAGUUUCGCCGAUAGUCUGGAAGAAAACUUCUUCACCGGGAAAGGGCCGUAUGGAUCUUGGUUUGAUCACGUGCUUGGAUACUGGGACAGAAGACACGAAAAGAACCAGCUUGUUCUCAAAUACGAGGAUAUGAAAAUGAAUACUCGCAGAGCGAUCGUUCAAAUCGCCGGCUUCCUCGGGCGGUCUCUCUCCGAUGACGUUAUUGACAAAAUACUUGCUUUAGUGACAGUAGACAGCAUGAGGGCUCGAUUCUACUCAUCAGGAGAGGAAGUGGGUAACAAGAAAGCGGGCCCGUUACAUCUACUUCGAAAAGGGGUCGUCGGGGAUUGGAAGACAGUGUUCACUGUGGCACAAAAUGAAACCCUGGACAAAUUGUACCGAGACAAGAUGAGUGGCUCUGGACUUACCUUCGACUUUGAGUAGCUGGAGCAACCGUCGCCAAUAGA